This is a messenger RNA of Coccinella septempunctata (seven-spotted ladybird), 763 nucleotides long. Its product is annotated as cuticle protein 7-like. The transcript is spliced from 2 exons. The record is from RefSeq and is a predicted model, not a curated record. Gene Ontology annotation, cellular component: extracellular matrix. The coding region runs from base 139 to 714 and encodes 191 amino acids. NCBI's taxonomy places the organism in Eukaryota, Metazoa, Arthropoda, Insecta, Coleoptera, Coccinellidae.
GCCAUUUGCAUCAAUAAUUAAUGUAUUCCUCUAGAAUCCUGUUCUAAUUCAGACAGGAAUGUUCAUUUUCCAUUAUAAAAAGGAGUUCUGGAUAGAGGGAAAUCAGUUCUUGCUUUCUAUCGAACUGUGAGCAUCACCAUGUCUAUCAAAUUCAUCGCUUUCUUCGCCUUCGUAGCUGUUGCCUCAGCAGCGGUGUUGCCAAAUGGUCAGCUCAUCGCUGAACCCGAGGCUCCAGCCCACUACAACUUCGAAUACCAGGUCAACGACCCAACCACUGGUGAUGAAAAACACCAAGAGGAAAGUCGUGAAGGAGAUUUAGUUCGUGGUAGCUACUCUUUGGUUGAAUCCGACGGUACCAGGCGUAUUGUAGAAUACACUGCUGAUGCCGAAAAUGGUUUCCAAGCUGUCGUACACAAAGAACCAGCUGGCGCUCCUCUCCCCGCUCCAUCUCCAGUUGUAGCAAAGGUUGUUAAGCCAGUUGUUGCCCCAGUACCAGUACAUGCUGUGGCUCCAGUCCAUGCCAUCGCUCCUAUUGCCACCGCUCCUUUGGUCACCAAAGUAGCUGCUGUUCCAACCGCAAGAGCCUACAACCCAUACAACCAAUACUACUCUGGAUUCGCUCAACCCUAUGCUGGAUACGUGCACCCAUCUUCAGCAUACUACCAACCAUACAGCCCAUACGUUAACCGAUACAACAACGUUUACAACUACUAGAUUAAUGUUUCUGUUUCUGUUGAUACCUGAUUAAAUUUUUUUCGUAUUA